Phalaenopsis equestris is the source of this 2586-nucleotide messenger RNA. RefSeq names its product mediator of RNA polymerase II transcription subunit 34. Lineage: Eukaryota; Viridiplantae; Streptophyta; Magnoliopsida; Asparagales; Orchidaceae. The record is from RefSeq and is a predicted model, not a curated record. Bases 231 to 2378 code for a protein of 715 amino acids. Gene Ontology annotation, molecular function: nucleic acid binding; 3'-5' DNA helicase activity; ATP binding. Gene Ontology annotation, cellular component: chromosome; mediator complex; cytoplasm. Gene Ontology annotation, biological process: double-strand break repair via homologous recombination; DNA replication. The transcript is spliced from 20 exons.
AUGGAUUAACCCAUGUUGACAUAGUUGUGCAUACCAAAAGCCAACAAGAGCCGCCCGGGCGCUCCGCCCGGACUAAAGACUCCGCUCCGCCCGGACUAAAGACUCCGCGCCUGGGAGCGGCCCUUCAGGACUUCAUCAUUCGAGGGACAAUUACAACGAAUCCAGUGUUGCCGAUCUACCCAUGUACAAAUAUUUUGUGUGAAGAUAGCUGCAUCCCGUCACCUCGUAACAUGGAGACGGACGUAAUGGAGGAGCUUCUUCUUGUCGAGGCGGAGAUUCUGGAUGUUCAAGAUCAAAUUAAAUUGUUGCUUGAUCGUCAAGAAGCUCUUUACAAGAAGCAAUCUGAACUGAAAGAUUUAUUGGAAGAACUUAAAGAACCUGAUACUGCGGAUAACAUUGAUGCUACUGUCAUGAUAGCCGAUUGGUCAGGGACUUUUGAGUGGGAUGCUCUAGCUGAUGAUACCCGAUUGAAUAUUUUUGGCAUCUCCUCCUAUCGAGCUAAUCAGCGGGAAAUUAUAAAUGCUGUGAUGAGCGGGAGAGAUGUUUUGGUUAUAAUGGCCGCAGGAGGUGGCAAGAGCCUUUGUUACCAACUUCCUGCUAUCCUGCGUGAUGGAAUCACCCUCAUUGUCAGUCCUUUGCUAUCUCUUAUACAAGAUCAGGUUAUGGGAUUGAUGGCUCUGGGAAUUCCAGCUUACAUGCUGACUUCAGCAACUAGUAAAGAUGAUGAAAAAUUUAUAUACAAGGCUCUAGAGAAAGGUGAUGGUGAUCUUAGAAUGUUGUAUGUUACGCCUGAAAAGAUAUCAAAGAGCAAGAGAUUUAUGUCUAAGCUUGAAAAAUGCCAUAAUGCUGGGCGUCUCUCUCUUAUUUCUAUUGAUGAAGCACAUUGCUGUAGUCAGUGGGGACAUGAUUUUCGCCCAGACUAUAAGAAUCUUGGUAUUCUGAAGAUUCAAUUUCCUCAUGUUCCUCUGAUUGCUUUAACUGCAACUGCGACUUACAAGGUCCAAACAGAUCUACUGGAAAUGCUGCAUAUUCCUAAAUGUGUAAAGUUCACAAGUACAGUCAACAGGCCCAACCUGUUCUACAAGGUCCAUGAAAAGGUAUCAGUUGGCAAGGUGGUCAUUGAUCAAAUUGCAGAAUAUAUAAGAUCAUCUUAUACCAACAAUGAAUCAGGGAUAGUUUAUUGCUUUUCUAGAAAGGAAUGCGAGCAGGUUGCAAAGGAAUUGAGAGAACAUGGUAUAUCAGCAGACUAUUAUCACGCUGAUAUGGAUGUGGUUGCUCGAGAGAAAGUUCAUCUUCGAUGGAGCAACAGCAAAUUACAGGUUAUUGUUGGUACGGUGGCAUUUGGAAUGGGAAUCAACAAGCCUGAUGUCAGGUUUGUCAUUCAUCACAGCCUUAGUAAAUCAAUGGAAACAUACUAUCAGGAAAGUGGGCGAGCUGGCAGAGAUGGUCUUCCUUCAGAAUGCAUUCUGUAUUAUAAACCUACUGAUGUUCCACGACAGAGUUCAAUGGUAUUUUAUGAGAAUUCUGGCCUGCAGAAUCUUUAUGACAUUGUUAGAUACUGUCAGUCCAAGAAAUGUUGCCGACGAAGUGCCAUCUUUCAUCAUUUUGGGGAGCCCCCACAGGACUGUAAUGGAAUGUGUGAUAACUGUGCCUAUGGAACAGUGCUAAAGGAGAUCGAUGUCACUGGUCAUGCCAAAACCAUAGUGACCAUGUUAAGGGACAUGCAAGAACAUGAACAGAGGGCAACCAUGUUACAGCUAGUUGACAAGUUUAAGGCAAAGAUGAAGGAGAUGGGCGCUUCAUCUAACCCCACUCCUGAUCUUAAGAAGGAACAGCUUGAGAACCUUGUAAUUCGGCUUUUAUUAGAUCGUGUACUGAAAGAAGAAUUUCAACACACAGCUUAUGCAACCAACGCCUAUGUUACAAUUGGUCCAUUAUGGAAUCAAGUAUUGCAAGGAAAAAGACCAGUGAAGCUUGCCAUUUGCGUGGCGCAGAAACAAAAUGACGAUAGAAAUAAAAAAGUCUCUAAACGAGGCCUAUCAUCAGUUCUGGAAUACAAGCUAGAUGAACUUCGUAAGGAGAUCUCUUCGAGCGAGGUUGGAAUAUUUCCACAUGCUGUUCUAUCUACUCAACAAAUUGCUCUUCUAAGCAUCCAAAAGCCGACCUCGAUACCAGAGUUGGAAAAGCUAAUAGGGAAGUUGAAGGCUGAAAAAUAUGGUAGGAGAAUUGCUGAACUGAUUCAGAAUUAUGUCAGAGAAGAGCAGCCCAAUUGUGAAGCAACUGAUGCAGAUAAAGGUAAUGAAAAUGAAGGCAUUAAGAGACGAAGAAAGAACAAAUCCCCUGUUAUUAUUGAGAGCAGUGGAGAUGAGAAGGAUUAGCAGUAGUUGAAAGAACCAAAGCAAAGCUCUUCUGUGUUACCUUUUGGGAAGCUGGAAGGCAAAAAAGAAUGAAUUAGACUAACAUUUUCGUUGGAAGAGCAAUUGUGAGUGUCUUGUUUAUUAAAUGCUAAAUUUUAAACCUCUGCUGUUGACUCAUGAAAAAGCAUACUAAAUUAUAUGAAAAUUUUGGUAGAGUGUGGCUGUAUUA